GCCGCCGAGCUGGCGUGAGGCAGAGCCGUGUCGCAGCGAGCGGACCUGCUGCAGGUGGGGGAGCGCGGCCGGCCGAGGGCGCGCCGGGCUGUGGGUCAGCGGGGCGGGUCUUUCGGGCGGGAAAGGCGAGCUUGGCCGCGCUGCACCCCGCGGGGUUCUCCGCGCUCGCUGCCGUGCUGGAGUCUGGGGGUGACGGGAGGGACGGAGCGGGGCAGCGCCGUCGGGGCGGCAGGUGCAGCCGUCGGGGCGGCUCCACAGCCCGGGGAUGGGGACGGUGGGAGCCGGAAAGCCGUGUGUCUGAGAUAAUGAUAUUUGUGCCUUCUUUUUAACAGGGAGCUGUUGAGCGCAGUGUGUCACAGAUGUGUUGGGUUUUCUUGUUGAUUUUCUGCUUUUUGCAGUACAGUUGCAGUGCGGCGGGUAGAUUGUGCUGUCUUGAAAGGCUUGUCUUGUUGGCACGCGAUGAAAUCAUUUAUGUUAUAUCCCUCUGUGUGACAUAGAAAUCCACGUUAUUUAGACACGUGAGUGAAAUAAAUUGCUGGCAUUAUGUAUCUGUACUUAAGCUAGUUUGUGGCGUGGGAGUUCAGACAUUAUAGCAAGGAGCAGAGUAGAAGAGGUUGCAAUACCUGCAAUUAUACCCGUUUCUGUACCUGGAAGGAAAAGUCCGCUUGGGAGGCCACUUGGGAUGACUUCCAUUCCGUUGCUUAAUGCUGAGAUGUACAUGGUACUGUGCUAAAAGGAUCUGGUCUCUGGUUUCAGGAUUUCACAAGCUGGGAAACCAGUCCUCACAUUGGUUUGGAAAGGCUUCCAGCUCUCAGGUACCUGAGGAAGCAUUGCAGGUUUAUUAAACCUACAUUAUUAAACAGAGGUUUGGAAUUUUCCCUCAAACCUUAUUGAUCGUGGUGUUUCUUACUGUAUGUCACUCAAAUAUCUAUGGAAAUACAUAGCAGUGAACUAAAGGGUGAGUACAGCACGUGUAUUUGAAGUGCCAUGAAAAAUGUGUUUUCAUUAAGAAAUGUAGUUUUCAACUACGAAGAGUCUGUUGGGAUACAGCAUAUUACAGAUACGGGCAAAACAUGGUGUCCAAGCAGAAGGUGAAGUAGACUGGCAAAGUGGAGGUUCUACUCAGUCAGUUCUGCUGAUAAGAGCUGUAUAUUUGUUUGUAUUUAAAGAAAAAUUAAGACAAACAUUAUCCUGGGAUGCUUAAGUGGAUUGUUCCAGGUGUAUAAUGUCACCUUGUGGUAGUUACAACUUCAGUGCCCGUGUCUGGUAUCAGUCCUGUAUAUGAUUUUGGACACUACAGUUCCAGUAGGCAGUUAGCCAGGAGAAGAGUAAUAAAAGUGAUCUGAGAUCUAGAAACGUACCCUAUGUGAAAGAAGUGAAAGAACUGCAUUUUUAUGGUGUAGGGAAACAAAGAGCGAUGAAAGACAUGAUAACAAUCUUCAGAUGUGUAAUUGGUUGCUGCAGAGUGGAGAGAAAUUGUUCUUCACAUCAACUGGAGGUGCAACAAGAACCAGCAUGCUGAACUAUAGCAGGAAAGAUUAGGUUAAAUGGUGGGGGAAGUCCUCUCUAACUGCGCAAGUAAUUGAGCACUGGAUUGUCCAGGUAGGGCAUGGAACUUCCUUCACUGGAGAUUUUAAGAUCACAUCUAACCUAUCUAAUAGUGUAUUUACCAGAAAUACUGAAAGCAAGAGUAACCAUGGCAAGGGUUGGCUGUUAGGAAAGGUUUCUUCUCAGAAGGAGUGAUGAGGCACCAGGACAGGCUGCCCAGGGAGGUUGUAGAGUCACUGUCUGUGGAUGUUUUCAAGAAGGUGGCACUGAAGGAUGUGGUCAAGAGCGAUCACAGUCAUUGGUUAAUGGGUUAAUGUUUGGACUUUGAUCUUAGUGGUCUUUCUAACCUCAAUGACUCUAUGAUACUAUGAAACAUCUCAUCUUUCCAGGUCCCUUACAGCAUUUAAGGUUGUCUGAGGCUGCCAGAAGGUCAGCCUGUGAACUGGCACUCUUGGUGGCAGUUACACAGUUCUAAGCGGCAGCUUUGUAAGCUAAACACUGCUCAGUAAUCCACUUACUGUAUUUCACCUAUAUGCCUAAUUGUUACGCUAGAUCUUAUGAUCCUUUUUCCCUUCUACUCAAACUGCAUUUACAGCUGAGGUCUAAGAGCAGUGGUGGAUGUUCCAAGUGGAACAUCUUGGUCUGGCACCGUCACAAUCAGCAGAUUGGCUUUUUGGUGAAUGUUAGGAAACUUGAGCUCAAUUCCAGAGUACAGUUCUAUAAAUUGUAUCACGUUGCUCCCUUCAGGUCGUUGGUAACACAAAUGUGUUUCUGGCAAGUCUAUAAGGUAAAGCUACAUUUUGGUUUAUUUUGCCUCAUUCUAGGCUAUGAUCGUAAUCUUGGAAAUCACUUGCAUUAUAAUUCAGUUUGCACACAUAGCUGGAAAGUGUAGUUUGUCCUACUGGCUUCAACAAGUUUUUUUUGUCCAGUGCAGUUAUCAGCCCAACUAAUUACAGAGAUAGCGGAAAUGGACCUUCUCUUGGUGUUUUUCUUCCCUCACCUUCAUUAUGUUACCUUUUUUUCUCCCUUUGUGCUCAAGUUUUACGCUUUCAUGGUGUUAAUCUUCGUGUUAUUACCAGCUUACAUUUUAGUUACUGUUAAAAUUCUACUAGGUUCUUUGCUUCCCAUGUUGGUCUAUGAAAUGAAAAAGGAAAACCAGUUUUUUUGAAUAUCUCCGUUUUAUAAGAGAAAGGGCAUACAUGAGACCUUUUCCUGUCAGCAUUUUUCAUUGCUUUGUGUCCUGUUUUGUUCUUACUGCUCUAGAGAGGUAUUGAAUAGAACAGAUCUAAUCUUUUCAGUGUCUCUAUAAGACAGACCUUUUUUUAUGCUCUUAGUCAUCUGUAUCAUCAAGAUGUCUUUGCUUCUGCUUUUUUAUCUUCUUCGAGCUGGCAUAACCAGAGCUGAACCUGAUAAUCCCAUUGAAGACUUGCUACUUAUUAAGGGUUUGCUACUGUUUCCUAUUUUGCUGCUCUGGUUUUUUUCUAUCAUAUCUACGCUGAGGGAACAGCCUUUGGUGCUGGGUAGUGUUAGUUCAGAAUGCUCAAGGAGGUCAAAAUACAGCUUGCAGAAUGCACUGAUUUCCUCUGAAUCAUCUCAAAGCACACAUCAGGGCCAGGAACAGAGGGGGCUCUCAGGGGGUAUUAUGGCCCAUCCCACUGUCCCACCAGGAGUAGGGCAACUGAGGCCAGCCCCACCCACUGGGCACCUACAUGGAGGCCAAGCUGUGGGCCUGCAGCUGGGCCCAACAGGGCAGUGCUGUGAGGAGCUGGAGACCAGCCCUGGUGUGGCCUUGCUUGGGGCAGGGGCUGUGAGCCCCAUGACUGGCAUGGGGCCCCUGCUGUUAAGCUUGUGAGUGCCAUGAGGGCAAUGAAAAAAUUUCAAAACUUCAACCAUCCAAUUUCUGUGUUGGAAAUGUAUGAUAUCUACCCAUUAGCACUGUAUCCAAAGGUGGGGACUUCAAGGAGCUGGCAGACUGGGAGGCAAUGUUACAAUUCGUUCUAGUGUGAUAACUGCAAGGAGAAUGCUUGAGCCUUUAUCUUUGCCCAGUAAACAAAAACCCCUAUAAAUGUUUUGUGCAAUAUUAAGCUGUGGUUCAGCAAAGCCCUGGCUUGGUAGCUUGUGGGAUGCGAUGUUCCCUGUGUAUCCCCUUCCAGGCAGGCCCCGGUGCACCACCCUGAGCAACGUACUGUAGCCUUUGAGUGGCCAACUCUGCCACUCACCAGUGAAAUGUAGGGACAAGAAGAAAAUGAAGGAGGUUGAUGCACUGUGACCACACAUACUGCUUUUUAAAAUAAAAUAAAAUAAAUAAAUAAAUUGGGUUUUGAUGAGGCUUUCUUUUCUGCCCAUUAGUGGGAAAAUAGGUUGAGCCCUACUCUAUAUUGCUUCAUUUAGAAGUGGACUGGCCAUGGAAAAAAGCAGUAGGAGAAAGCCAGUGCUGGCAUAGACAAAAUUACUUAAAAGGCUUUUUUCCUCUCUCUCGUUUCCAUGGCAUUGGGAUACUGUGAAAUUUAUAAAAGAAACUUAAUUCUAUAUUGCCCAUAAUCUGCACAGACAUUGUUUUACAGCAGUGCUGAUUGAUUUAGCUUUUCAGGGGAGAUGUCAGGCACACUAGUAGUGAUUAACAGCAGAUAGAAACCAGGGAGAUGAGCAGUGUUGAUCACACUGAAUAAUACUGUGAAUGAAAAUAUGAGUACAAAGUAAAUACAUGUCAACCUUUUGGAAUUUUAUGUGAUUUAUAUCAUUUCAAUGUUGGAUUGAGUAAUUGGUCUUUUUAUCAGUGUGCUUUAUGCUGUAAUAAAAUAGGGUUUAAAUAGUGAGAAGUUAAUAGCUGCUCUAAGUGAAACACAUAGGCCCUGAAAUGAGAUGCAUUCUUUCUAGCAAAGAACAUGCAAAAAUUGCAGGGAAGUUUGUUUGCACUUGGUGAGAUGAAAAAUUAAACUACCUUUCAUGCCAGUGAGAGAUUUCCAUUUCUUCUUGAGUUCUCUGUCAGUUCAAAGUAAGCCUUUAAAGAAUGCUGCAUUAGCACAUAGGAAAUCUAAAUUUCCUCCUUGUAUAUUAGUACUUUAAGGCCUGUUCAUAAUUUAGACACUUAUAUUUCAAGAUUUUCUCCCUCCCAUGAUUAGUUCCAGUAGCUUGGUCUGGUUUGAGGCUUGAGGAACUGUACUAAAAACAAAGAGAAGUUGCACGUUUCUCAGCAAUGUCAACAGAAAUAAAUAAUGGUAGGGCAAAAUGAACGGAGAUUGUAGGGGGAAGAGAAGUAGAGGCUGGGAGAAACUGCCACUCUUUGGAGCAGGAGGGGUUGAAAAGCAGCCGGAAGGGCCAGGUGGCUUUGGAUGUGGGGCUGGGGAGUAAGAGUCUUCUGCGAACUGGCAUGGGAACAGGUGUGAGGAGGGCUCAGAGGAUUUUUCAGGAGGGUUUGGGGGAGUUUUUUGAGAGUAGAAUAUCUUGUUUCCUCAUGCUUUUCGUCCAGACCAGCCUUUCUCGUUUUUUUUCUCCAGCACUGUCUUAUGUUCUGGGUUCUUCUCAUUGCUUUUGUAGAUCUGCACGGAAUAGAUAAAAUGUGCCAAUUGUAGUGGACUACUUGCUAAUGUGUGUGCAGGAUGGCUCUCAAUGUCUUUGUCUGAGCAUGGAUCACUGAUGGCUGAAACACUUGCAGCAUACUGCAUAUUUGCUGCUGUAACAGGACCUACAGGAUUUUGAAGAAGAUUUCAUCUGUGGAAUACACUAGGAAUGUUAAUUUACCCAAGCUGUCUUUGAAAGGGAGACAUUGAAUUGCUGGUAUAAAGAGUGUUUCAACUACUGUGGUUGGAGUAUACAUUAACACUGAAAUUUUGUUACCUUAGAACAUUUUUGUCUGUUUUAAAAAGUAUGUAAAAUAACCAAACCUCAACCUUUUCAGUUUAGUCUAAUUUAUCAAAUUUACAAUAUUGAGUUGUGUUAUUCAAAUUGUCUUUAUUCUUUCCCCCUUUCUCUUGUGUAAAUCUUUGGACCCACAAUAAUGAUAGAGCAUGUUUUAACUUGCUUGAGCUCAUUUAUAUCCUACAUCAACAGAACAUUGGAAAAAAAAAAAAAAAAAACCCCGAGCUCCAGUUUGAGAGUAAGCCAAUAAUUUUUGAUGCAUGCCAGCUUGUAUUUUCCACAUUAUUUUAUAACAGUGUGUACUUUCUUCAUUAAGUAGAGUUAAUGAUUUCCAAAAGUUUUAUUUUUAGUCAAAACAGUUGCAGCAUUUUUAUUUUGUAUUUGCUGAGCCCUCUUAAGGUAAUUAAAAGACAUCAAAGAGAAGAGUGCUGCAGUUGCUGCAAUAGCAGAAGUACCUGUAGGUUCAGCCUUUGACAAAGACUUGUGUGCUCUUUGUUACUAAGAAUACCUUGUGCUUGUGUUCAUCCCAGUAACUGCAAUUCUCAUUGUUUUAUGACUAUUAGUUCCCUAAGUCCACAGCAGCCUGGGGUAUCUUAUGUGGAGAGGUUGAGAUAAUGCUACGUAUUUGUAAAAGCAGUAGGAUGUAUUAAAACACCAGAUUAUUGAGCUCGGUGUAAAAUCUUGUGGCAUAACCCUUGUUUCUAGUGAAAGUGUGCAAAACUGGGUGAACUUUUGCCACACUAGCUGGGGAUCUAUGAGGGAUAGACCACGCAAUGCCAUGAUGAGCCUUCUGGGCUAUGAGUGUUAUCUGUAAAUGCGAAGGAAGAUGUACAUAGUGGUACUUUAUUUCUUUUCCUGAUAUCCUUCACUUACAAUGUUCAUAUUGUAGGUGCAAUUAGAAAAGUACAUAUUGCCUUUAGUGUCUGCAAGUAUAAUAAUUUCUGUUUUCUUAGUCUUUUAAACACGUAGGUGGCUCUCUUGGAGCUCUGGCAUAGAUAGACUCCAUUAGGCAGCAAUCUACACGUGUUAAAAUGAACAUCUCAUCCUUUUAUUGCAGCUUUCUUUGACCAGUUCAGCGUGUUCCUACCUCUUGCACUUGGGAUCUGACCCUGGUUUUCUUCCAUUUCCUUUCUCAUUGCAAAUAGACAGAAUCAGGGCGAAAAAUAAAAAAAAAAUAAAAAUAAUUAAAAAAAAGAGGAGAAAAUAAACACUGUAAGUGUAACUACAGUGUCAUUGUGGUGAAGAGGAGGAAGGCACAUCUGUGCAAUAAUUUAAAGGGUGGGUGAUUUUCUGAAAAAUAUGAAUUGAAGUUGGAAGAAAUGAGUGUGGACCACUGCUGCGUUGUUAGGGUCAUGGAUUCAUUCCUUUCUCAGCUGCAGAAAGUGUUUCGAAACAAAAAAGUCACUCUGUGGGAAGUUGCUCUCUGAGAUUAGAAUUCAUGUCCAAGUAAAAAAACCCAGGGGAAAGUUAUAAUACUGCUCUUCCAUUUAACUGGAGCAUUGGUUGUUUAUGGGAGAUGGACAUGGGAGUCUCCGGUUCUUAAAAUCUUAGCCUUGAUAGCAUGUGAUUACAAGAUAAAACAGAUCACUUUUGACAGAAUGUAAAUGGAACAGAAGUGAAUGUCAGUAUUUUUGGAAAACAGAACUCCUUACCAAGUGGAACAGUUUCUGCAAAGUUAUCAAAUUUUGUUUAAAAGGCUUCCAUUUGGAGAGAGAAGACCAGGGCAGGCAAAAGUAAGGGAAGUUUUGAGAUACACCACAAUAUGUUUAUCUUAUGAGAUAGAACUCUGGAAAAGUACAGCCAAGACAUCUGGAGCUAUAUAAAGGGUUCCUCAUUUCAUAACAAAUUUAAAACAAAGGAAACUUUAGGUGGAAAUACAAAAAUUAAAAGGUGUUUUAUGUCAAAGGUGUUACAUGUUUCAUACUGAAAAGAAAUAAAAACUUUCACCUUCUAAAAGGGAGUCUUUUUUGUACUUCAGAAACUCUGUCACAUACAGAGAAAGCAAGGAUUAAGUGGCAAUUCUAAGCAAACCAACAAAAUAAACAGAAUGGCAUUUUGAGGAGCUCUGGCUGGAAGCUGACAGAAGAAGAAGAAUGGGGAAGUGAUGGCAGUUGGAGACUUGGAGAAGAUUCUUCAUAUCCCUGAAAAGUAAAAUUGAGAAUCUUCCAGGUAGAAUUGCACAAAUCGUGGAGAAAUCACUGAUGAUAAAAUGUAUUGAAAUGCUGGCAGAUUAUCAAACUGAAAAAUACACUUCUGAAAUGUAAUGGAAGAUAAAAUUAUAAUGGAAUUUUUUUUGCUUUUUUAUUUCUUUGAAAAAGAAUGAGGGGUGGGGAAUGGGAGACAGAUUUGCUGAAUAGGAAUAACAUGGAUUUUUUUUUUAAGGUCCUAGACAAUAGAGUUUUAUGUUUGUAAUUCCCUGAUGAAUUUGCAAUGAAGAGAAAGGAAUGUAGCUGUAUGCCCCUGUGAUUAAGUCCAUUUGCUGUGCAAAGAGGCCCACAUGGCCAUGGUGUGCUUCCUGACUCAGCUGAAAUGAACAUUGACAACUUUUGCCAAAAAGGAGAGGGAAGCUAGGUUGCAGAGGAUUUCAUUAAGAAGCUCAAAAGAGAGGACAGCUGUACCUAAUUUUCAGAAGCACAUAGUUGUCUUUGAGGAAGCCAAGCAGUACCAAGAAAAAAAGCUUAAUUUUGAUUUCCUAAAGAGUAAAGGAAUUCCAUUUAUUUGAUCUCUCCUGCUAUUUUCAGAUCUGGAUUUAAAUAAGAUAUCUGCUCUCAAAAGUGGUAUUUCUAGCCAAGGAGAAUUUCAUUUUUGCAUAUGCCUAGGUAAUUUAUGCUAAAUAAUCUCUGUUGUUAAUGAGGAGUUUGUCCUUUUAUGCUACCUGGUAGUAGAAACAAGGCUUCAACAAGGCCGUUGUGGGAGCUGUGAAUUCCCAAACCUUUUGGGUAUGGAAGUUUGGGUGCUUUGCAGAGAUGUGAUUCUCUCUUCUCCUCGAGACUUGACCUCAUGUACUUCUGGGUUUGUUUCCUGCUCCAUUUGAUAGGAUUUUUAGAUAGAACUGCAGUAAUAUAUGUCUUCUAUUCCUCCAGAAGUACUUACAGGGUAUCUUUCUUCAAAGACAUCUGCAUACAAAGAAAUCUUGCUCAAAAAUCAGAAUUUCAAAAAUGCUGUUUUAUGGUUAUUUUGCCCACAUGACACCAGGCUGUGUAGUGCAGCUGACCCACUGGAAAGAAGGGGUGCCAUCUAGAGGGACCCUGACCCUGGUUGUGGGCCUGUGUGAAGCUUAGGCAGUUCAACAAGGUCAGGUGGGUUAGGGCAAUCCUAAUGGUGUAUGAUAUUUAACCCAAGUUAAAUUUAGUUUCUCUGUUUUGAUGUACAGAAUUUACUGCAGAAUGUCUGCAUUCUGCACUACUGGUAUAUUCUGAUUUACUUUAGUUAGAAAUAAGUCUUGAUUGUAUAAUUUCCUGAAGACCUAAGGACUUAGAUGUGUAGCUACAACCUAAGUCCACCAUUUAAAUGCCAGAGUGAGUCUUGUUUCUACUCAACCACAGAGGAUAACCAGAGUCAUCAUGCUCAAGUUUGUCAGUAAAAAUUCCUGCACACCUACAUGUCUGAUGGUAGGCAUGCCUAGACUGUCCUAGAGUGCGUAGCAUGGUAGGUACUUAACAGACAUCUGAUUCCUAGAAAGAUUUACAAGGCAGAAAUUCUGUCUCACCUGCGGAUCUUGGUCUAGCAGGAAUGUUUUUAUGUUUUUGGAACAAUCUCCAGGAAUAGUAAGGCGUUGGUUUUUUUUCUUUUUUAAUGCCAUGUGGUUAGAGCAUUAGCCAAGAUAAAGAAGAUCUGGGUUUAGUUUCCUUCCUCAAUCUGAAACAGUUUGAACCGUUUACCUCGUUACUGGUAAAUGUUUAAAUGUUGAGCUUCUGAUUAGAGGCCUCAUGGAAGAGGAGAAAGGUGAGAGUUGGUGUAAUUAUGGGUGGUAUUGUGUGUUUCAAGACUUUUUUUUUUUUUUUUUUGCCAGCACUGCAGAGAGCCAUAAGCAUAGGUUUCAGUGUUUUCAGCUUCCAAAGUGGCCCUUGGGUGCAUAACCGACAUGCACCAACACCAGAGAAGUCUGAUUCAUUUUAAGUGUUAGGCCUCUUAAAGCAAGCCCUGUCACUCAGUAAGUAUUUGCUGUUUACACUGGACCAAAAUAAACUGUCUAUGUACGGUAGAGAUAAUGCUUCUUAUUAGACAAAGAUGAAAGCUACAUUAAGUGUGAUUUAUUCCAUUAAGGAUAAUGGCAAACAGGGUGGAGGCUGCUGUAUUAGGAACAAGCUUGCAGAGGUAAACCAUGUGAAUGCAUGGCUCAUACUGCUUCAAAUAGUAACAACAGUAGCGCACUUCGUAGCUUCUUUAGGAUUUUCCUGCUCAAGAUAGCUCUUUACAGAGCUGUAGAAGUAUCUCUCUCAUAUACACUUAGUGAUGCUCUGUGGCACUACUGGACAGCAAAGGCUGUGCCUGAUUUCACACACUGCCUUUGAGAACUAGGACGUUGCGUUCUGCAGUAACCUCCUAAUAUCAUAUCAAUAGUAACCUCCUAAUAUCAUGAGAGUGUUAGAGUGGUGUAAUGUAGAAAUAAAGUUUUAAUAUUUUUUAACACUGUUUUUAAUUCAUGUUAAGUCCACUAAAAUUCUGUCUAUGAAUUGAAUUUCAUAUACCAUGGAGUAUGUUUAGAAAUUCUUGAUCUCUGUGUAUGUUGGCUAACAAAUUAUUUAUUGCUGUCUUUUGGAUAAGUUGGGUAUACAACUUUCACUUUUUGCUUCUUUAUUGUAUUUUGUAUUUGUUUAAUGCUUGGCCGUGCUGCUGGAUGACUAUAGUUGUAACAGUUUAUGAAUCCAACAAUUUAAAAGCUAAUGCAUAUUUUCUAAUGCCAACAUAGAAAUAAUUAUAAAUCCUGUGCAUCUUGGAGAGCAAAUACAAAACAAGUAAUUUUUUUGUUAGUGUUGGAUGACAUCAAAGCAGGCAUUGAACUCUGAAUCCGGAAGUUUUGUUUUGUACCAUGAAAGGCACUAGCAGCACCUCCUCUUGUAACUACUUGCUAGUAAUGCAUUUAAACCACAAUUUUCCAUAUACUGUAAGAAAUACAAGUUGGAACCAACAUUUUAACAGCUGAAUUUAUCUCCACAAGUCUUCUUCAUAUGAAGUUGCUGAGACUACAUGCUCAGUGCUUUUGUCCAGCUGUAUAAUCCUUAGUUUCAAGUGCCAGAAUCAACCCUGGAAAUGUUGUUUGCUCUGAAAUACUGUGAAAGUCUGUGUUCUUGGAGAGCAGUGAGGACACAAAAUAUAUUAGCAUUCUCCAUAUAAUAUACAUUCAGCAUUUUGUGUUGGUGUUUUUUUUUUUUUUCUAAAUGCACCAGUCUGACAUUUAACAAAAAAUCGCAAGUCCUUCCAAACUUGAAAAAAAAAAAACAAACCUCAGGAAUAUGUCUGAAAAUGCAUCUGGCAUCUUUAGAAAUGUCAAACUUCUGGCAUGUGUAAUAACAUUGUAUUCCUUUCACUUUUUUUGGAAACCCGCAUAUUAGAAUCUGUAAAAAUAAAACACCUGCUUUCUUAACUUGUGGGUUCUCUCCAAAAUAAUACAUGUGACCUGUAAUUUGUUCAGGCCUAUCCAAAAGCAUCGAUAUGCUGUGGAAGCAACUUGUCAUAGGUCCUAGCAAAUGGGCCAUGUUAUUUUACUCUUUCUUUUGGAACCUGCUUUGGUGGCAUGGACUCUGCAGAAAGUAUGCUACAAGUGUUUUGUGAUGUGUGACUGAUUUGUAAAAAAAAUAAUCUGCAGUGGAAUGUUUUUAAAAGCAUGUCUAGAACUGGAGUAUUGGUGGUAGUUGGUGGACUGGAUGAUCUCGGAGGUCUAUUCUAACCUUGGUGAUUCUAUGAAGAGUGAGGCAUGCUAUUUGCACUGUGAGUGCAGUGUUGUGGGAAGAAUAGGUUUAUAUUUUAAUCAUUCUGUGUAUAAAGACUUAUCCAAUGAUAGGCAAUGCAUUCUCUCACAAACUGCUUGAUUUAGAUCAUUAAAGAUAGCUAAAAUCUAACUUUAAAGAAUUAUAAGAUGACUUUGUAACUGUAUUCUAAUAGCUUCUAAUGUGGACUGGUUUGUCUGUGAAGGCAUCAGGGUUCAUUGCCUAAGCUAGGUAGAAAAGCAGACGUAGUAUCAAACCUACAGUCUGUUUUCUUCCCUCUUCCUUUUUUUUCUUCUUAGGGGAGAUUACUGAAGUUGGACAUCAGUGCGCAUCACUUUGUGUAUAAAGAUGUAUCAUUAAAGGAAGCAUGGCCAGCAAGGUGUGAGGGAGGUGAUUCAUCCUCUCUUCUCCGUCCUUAAGAGGCCCUGCAUUCAGGUUUGGGGCACCCAACAUUUAAAAAAAAAAAAAAAAAAAAGUAAAAGUGGAGUGUUGGAGUGUGUCCAGGGGAGGGCCACAAAGAUGGCCAGAGGUCUGAAGCACUUCUCUCUCCUGUGAAAGCAGGCUGAGAGUUGGGGCUGUUCAGCCUGGAGAAGAAAAGGCACCAGGGAGGUAUUAUGGCAGCCUUCCAUUACCUUAAAGGGGCCCAUAAGAAAGCCGUGGAGAGACACUUCAUCAAGGUUUGUAGUGACAGAACAAACAGAGAAAAGGUUGAUUUAGAUUAGAUAAAAGUAAUAAAUUCUUCACUAUGACAGUGGUGAGGCACUAGAUGGGGCUUUGGGCAGCCUGAUCUAGUGGGAGGUGUCCUGGCCAUUGCAGGGCUUGGAACUUAGGUGAUCUUUGAAAGCCCUUUCUAACCAAAGCUAUUAAUUGAUUCUAUAUUUGUACUUUUAAGCACCAUCUUGCUUAGCCCGGUUUAGUGUGAGAACAACAGUGUGGUAUGAACACAACAUUGUUUGAAGAUGGAUGCUGGGACCAAGACUAAUUUCUGAGACUGGAAAAAAAAAUCAGAGCACUAUGCUUUUCCAGUAUUUUGCUUAUUUAUCCUGUUGGUCCAAAUGGGUUCAUUCUUUGUAAUAUGAAAUAAAGAGGUGAAAAUUAUCCUGGAAAGUCAAGAGACAUCAUUCUAGAAUAAUUUAAAUUCCUUUUUCCUUGCUACAAUCUGUUCAACCCUUUGUUACUUAGAAGUGUUAUUGAGAGCUCUGGGUGGAAAUAAGAGUUUAUUCCAGUGAUUCUGGUAGAGCUAUUGCUUCCUUUAUAUUCUCCCUCUUUUUAGCCCUCCCAAGUGCUUAUCUGAAGGGCACAGGAACUCCUAAGGUAUUUCUAGAGAGUGUUUUAAAAAAGUUAUCUGCACUGCUCUAACCUCUGAGGACUAUUUAAUUUACCUAUUAAAUUAAUUUUAUCUGAUUGUUUCAGAAAUGGGAUGGUCCUGUCUGAAGUACAGCUUUAUUAUUAACAAAUUCUAAGUUGCUUAAUGCCAAAGAGAAACAGCAGGCAGAACUGUUCUGUUCUUUUAAACGGAAAAGGUGCAAGUAGAAUGGUAUGAAAGAGGCAGAGUAGGAAAGUCUUCAGCUAGUUACAACAUGGGCUAUAAUAUUGUGAAACAUAUAACCUUUCAGAGUAGUCUGAGGAAACAUGCUUAACAUAAUUAUUGCUUAAAAGAGGAAAAAUGUCCCUUGCUGAAACCGCUGCAGAUGACAAAUGCUCACAACUGUUUGGGAUCACUGCUGAACGUAGUAGCAAAUCUCAUCCCUGGGUCCUAGAUGACUCUUCAACCCAUAUGUUGAAGAUUGCUUCAUAGUAGUAGAGUGGGAGGAAAGAAUUUGCCUUCUUCCCAUGUGCUGUAACCUGGAAAGACUGAACAGGAUGCUGCCUUCCACCCCCUCUCCAUCCUUGCAAUGCCAGCUUGUAGGGAGUUGUCUGUGGCAGCUGAGGAAGAAUAUUCUGCAAUUUUGAACUUGAAGUUUCAGAGCAUUUCCAAGUGUGUAACAAACUUGUGUGAAUCCGAAUGUUGUCGCUGUUGUAAAAAUAGACACCUCUGACUUGAGGGUAGGUCUUCUUUUCGCUUUCUGGUGGUUUGGAAAUGUACUCCUCUCGUAUGAUUAAAUCCUGACCAGUGAGUGUCUGAAGAUUAAGCACGUGGCCAAUAGUAUAGAUUGUCUGGAGCGAGAGAAAAAGGGAAGCAAAGAUAUUAAAAGUGAAUGGUUAUAGCAGUAUUAUAGGGUGCAGAGACUUUUUCAUAAGGACGUGUAGUACUUGUGCUCCUAGCUUAGUAGUGGGGAUUCACUUCCUUGCAUCCAAAAGGGAUGGAUUAUAAAACAAGAAUGCAAUAACUAAGCAGUUAUGAUGUAGAUAUGGAACUAUGUAUACAAGUAAGAAGUCCACAUGAGAAAAAUCCAGCAUAAAGAUAUGUAAGGAACAUUUUUAACAUGUAAAUACAAGCACUGACCUUUCAACAUCAGAAGGGAAGAGAUGGAGAUACUUGUGAAAGGGGGAAAGCCACAGCAUUACUUGUUAAAAAAUUGUAAGCAAUAAAAAAACAUUUUGGAAGUUGGGAGGUACAGGGUAGGUGUUGUAGCAUAGAGCAUUCUCUAAAUAGCUAAACUUUGUUUCCUGGUUACUCAUCUCUCUUUCUCCUGCUCUUGAUGCCACCAGAAGUCAAAUGUGAGGGGUGGCAUGCUGCUACUAGAGCUCUGUUCUGUCCUCCGGGGCAGUGGGAUGGCAGGGCUGUCUGGGCCUGCUUUACUUACCCUGUUCCAUCUCCUCCUGUUUGCUCUUCAUCAUGCUAUCCUCUUACCUUCACAGACCUUGUCCUAAAGCCAAAUAUCUCAGGAAUGCAAAUAGCUUGGAGAAGAGCAGUAUGCUUGAUGAAUGGGGGGGCUCUGCACCUAAAGAGCAAGUGCCCUAGAAGUUGCACUCAUGAGUGAGAAGGAGGCUUCCUGCAAAGUGAUUCAGAGACACAGAAAUGUGGGAUUUGGAAGGGGCCUCCUGCAGUUCUGUAGUCUAGCCAUGCUCAAAGCAGACCCACUUAGUGUAGUCUGGUUUGGGCCUUGUACAGACCAAGUUUGAAUAACUCCAUGGAUGGAGAUUUUGGUAGUCCCUUACACAUCCAAUUGGCAUUUCAUAUUUUCCAUUGUGUAACCAUUUCCAAUUGACUUUCCAGAGUGGCUGUGGGGAGUGACUCCUUCCAUCUCCUCUAUGCCUUCUUUUGCAGACUGAACUAAGAUGUCCCCUCAGCUUUACCUGCAUUUAGACUGGGGGUUGAGGAGAGAAGAAGGGACCUCACUUUUAUUCCUACCUCCCAUUUAUAGGUUUCCUAGUGAUGUGGUUGAUGUCCCAUUCCUGGAGACUUUCAAGGCAAGGCUGGGUAAGGCCCUGGGCAACCUGAUCUAGCUAUGGUGUCCCUGUUCACUGCAAGGGAGUUGCACUAGAUGGCCUUCAGAGGUCCCUUCCAACUCUAGGGAUUCUAUGAUUGUAUGAUUCAACUUCGCCCAACCUCAGAACAAUAUUUCCAGGACUGCAUGUAGCUUUCCAUCCUGCUUCCCUGUUCCUGGAGUCCAGUUGAGUCCUCCCAGACAACUUAGCUUCCUACUGGUUCCCUCUUCAUGAGUUGAAGCCAUGCUGCAUUCCACCCUCUGCUUCCAUCCUACACUGCCCCAAUUUCUUCAGCAAAGGGCAUUCUUAAAUAAUUAGAAACAGGUUGAAUAGCAGACAGUUGAGGGAUACCCACUAGCAGCAGUGCUUUUGAGAUCAUCCUGAAUAAUUGUUCUUUGUCAGAGAUUUAUUCUUUGUAGGCUACUUCAGAUAUUACUUUUUUCUGUCACUAUUCAGUGGAUAAUUGCCUCAAUAUGUGCUGUUGCUACAGUGCUGGGGCAAAAUAAACCAGUUUGUUUGGAUGGGUGAAGUACAAGUCUUUUGAAUAGAAACAGAAUUAUUCUGGGAUUUUACAAUAGCAAGUAUGUGCCCUGUUCUAUGUCAGUGCCUCAAAAAUAUGAUGGCAAAAACAAAGUUCAGAGGAAAGUCACAAAAAUGAGAAGGGAUUUGAAAAACAAGUACUGCAGUGUGAAACUUAUGAAGGUGAAGUAUAUGAAGGGCAGGACUGUAUGGUGGCUUGGAUUGUGUGUAUGUGUAAAUAAAAUGAAGCGGAGGAGACCUUGUAGUUCUGAUAAAAAAAAAAGUCAUAAACAGAACUGGUGGCUGGGGAUUCUGGCAAAUUCAGCUUUGAAAUACAGUGCGAUUUCUUUAAAGCAUCAGAAAUAUGGUGCAAUGUCUUAAAAGUGAGAGUAGUUCAACAGUAGAAAAGAUUAAGGGGAGUAGAGGGAAUACAAGAAUAGAUAUUUUUCUAAAAAAUGUUUUUUAUAGUAAAUGCAUUUCUUGUAAAUAUUUUGUGGCUUUAUGUGUACAGGGGUCAAACUUAAUGAUAAAAAUAUCCUGGGUGAUUCUUUCUCUUCCCAAGAUCACGCAAUGACUUUGGCAAAGAGGAUGAAAUUUCACUUAACUGUAUGGUUGUUAAAAUAGCAUUUCUCUUUGAAAUGCGUGUGCUUUCAUGUAUAACUUAGAACAGCUUCUUGUUCAGGCACCCACUGGGAGGACUGGGGAAAAACUAGUGUAUUUGCUAUGUCAGAAAGUGAUUUACAACAGCCAGGGUGAAGUUUUCAUGCCUUGUUUUGAAUAUUUUUUUCUUAAUGCUAUUUACAUAGGUGAAACAAAGUUGAAAGCAAAGUACACAGGAAUUUCCUGGGAUGGGGUUUAUCCAGAGGCGCUGGUUAAAUAAAGCUGGAUGGCAGUGGCCAUCUCCCAAUCUGCACCUUUGCUAAACGUUAGCGUGCAUUGCCUGUUCGCUGUUUAUUCAACUGUGCAGCUUCUGUGUCCUCACUUGCCUUGUGAACUGAAGGAAGGACCUAUGUUAGGGACUGGGGAGGAAUUUCAUACUUUAUAAAUGUAAUCCAAAUAAUUAUCUUCACAUAGCAGGCUGUGAAAGUAAUCACAUUUUAAAGAAAGUGAGCUUGAAUAUUUACUGGACCGUCCUUAGUCUUUUUGCAGGUAAUAGCAACUGAGCAGAUAAAUCUUGUAUGGCUUUAAUCUUUGCCUUGGGUCAUUGCAUGUCUGGACCUUCAAGAGUUUAUUAAAGUACCAAAUUUUGGAAAUAGUUGAAAGAAUAUGUAUUUAUGUAGUAAAGAUAUUUUGCUCUUUGAGCACAAAUGUGCUAAAUUUGUUUUCUUCCCUCUCUUAAAUGUUAAGAGUCUGAUUUAGCUCCACUGGAGCUAUUUUAAGCUUCUUGAUAGUUCGAGACCUCAGUUCCUCUAGAAUCGCUGCUAUUUCUAAUCUUGCAGCAACCACAGCCUCCUUUUGAACAAGAAAAGGGCUAUAGGGGUAAAAAAAAAGAAAAAAGAAAAACAACACCCCCAACCACUAUAUUUUAAAAAACAGAACUAGAAAGCCUUGAAUUCUUUUCUCUUUGUUUAGCUCAUAUGAUUCUUCUUGGUUUGAUGUCAGUGAGUGUGUAUAUAUAAAAUAAUAAUAUAUUGGCAAAAUUUUAAGAUACAAUCAAAUAUUUCCAAGAUAUUUUCUGAUAUCUUUUAUGUAGUCAAAAGAUGGCUGUACUAAGUCCAGUGGAAUGAAAAGACCCCAAAAGACAAAGAUGUUAACAGUGGCUCUCACUGCUGUCAUGACAUGUCAUGACAUGACAUGUCAGCAGAAAUGCUGUCAUGGCUUGAAGCAGCGAUUGAGCACCUGGUGAGAAGGUAGGGCCAACCCAGGGGAGCUCAGGUGCAUGCAAUGUACCUGAGUGACCGGAAUGGGUGGAGCCAGGAUCCACCCCUUCCCACACUCAUUUAAGGGUUGGCAGUGGAGGUGAGGGUACUUUGCUGGAAAUCCCUGCCUAUCUGAGGCCUUCUGAAGGUGCUUGGACGUUCCCCUUUAGCUAACUGCACCACUUUGCCAUCAUCACUGCAUGUCUCCUACUGCUUCUGCCGUGGACUUGUACUCAGCUGCAGCAGGCUUUUGCCUGCAUCUUUCCCCACGUGUUCUUUCAUGUGCUUCUCCAGCUCCAUCUCUGUUCCUUAAUCUGUUUAUCAGGUUAAAGACUUACCCUGAUGGCUGCUGUGGAAAUUUCUUCACUGUGAGAAGUGAGAUAUAUAUUAUGAGUGCCCUACAGUUCCCUCAUGUGCUUCCUACACUGAUGCCUGAUAUCUUGUGAAGGCAGAAUUAUUUCUUUCAGCAGUGGAGCAAGAAGUUUGGAUUUGCCCUAGUUUGAGAGGCGAUUACCACAUGUUUAACCCCAAGACUUAGAAAAUAUAAGACACAUGGCACAGCUUUUAAGACUUUUUCAGACACUGUUAAUUCUGCUACUUCGUGACUACAUCUCAGCUGAAGAUGGGGAAACAAGAGCAAGUUGCAGAACUGCUCCAGCUGAUUUAGUCUUUAUUUUAGAUGGCUCUUACAGUGUUGGCCCAGAAAACUUCGAAAUAAUCAAAAGUUGGCUUGUCAAUAUUACAAGAAAUUUUGACAUAGGGCCAAAAUUUAUCCAAGUUGGAGUUGUUCAGUACAGUGAUUACCCUGUACUUGAAAUCCCCCUAGGAACUCAUGAAUCCACUGAAAAUCUUAUCAAGGAAAUGGAAUCCAUACACUACUUGGGAGGAAAUACAAAAACAGGAAGAGCUAUUCAGUUUGCCUAUGAUCAUCUUUUUGCAAAAUCUUCAAGAUUUUUAACAAAAAUAGCAGUUGUUCUCACUGAUGGAAAAUCCCAAGAUGAAGUCAAGGAUGUAGCAGCAGAAGCAAGAAAAAAUAAAAUCACUUUGUUUGCAAUUGGUGUUGGCUCGGAAAUUGAGGAGGAUGAACUUAAAGCUAUUGCCAACAAGCCUUCAUCAACUUAUGUAUUUUAUGUUGAAGAUUAUAUUGCAAUAUCAAGAAUUAAAGAAGUUAUAAAGCAGAAGCUUUGUGAAGAAUCUGUUUGUCCAACAAGAAUUCCAGUGGCAGCUCGAGAUGAAAAAGGAUUUGACAUUCUUGUAGGACUAGGUGUGAAGAAAAGGGUUAAAAAGAGAAUUCAAAUACCGACUACUAAUGCUAAGGCUUAUGAAGUAACCUCCCGUGUUGACCUGUCAGAAUUGACAAGGAACGUGUUUCCAGAAGGUCUGCCUCCAUCCUAUGUGUUUGUUUCCACUCAAAGAUUUAAGGUAAAAAAGACAUGGGAUUUGUGGAGAGUUCUAAGCCUGGAUAAGAGACCACAGAUAGCAGUCACAAUUAAUGGAGAAGAGAAAACAUUGUCAUUCACUACAACAAGUUUAAUAAAUGGCACGCAGGUUAUUACUUUUGCUGCCCCUCGUGUAAAGACAUUGUUUGAUGAAGGCUGGCAUCAAAUUCGUCUCUUAGUUACAGAAGACUUUGUGACUUUGUAUAUAGAUGACCAAGAAAUUGAAACAAAACCAUUACAUCCUGUUUUAGGUAUUUACAUCAGCGGGCUAACCCAAAUAGGAAAGUAUUCUGGAAAGGAGGAAACUGUACAGUUCGAUAUACAAAAACUGCGAAUCUACUGUGACCCGGAGCAAAAUAAUCGAGAGACAGUCUGUGAGAUCCCAGGAUUUAAUGGAGAGUGCAUGAAUGGCCCAAGCGAUGUAGGCUCCACACCUGCCCCCUGCAUAUGCCCUCCAGGGAAACAAGGACCUCCAGGCCCCAAAGGAGAUCCUGGGCAGCCUGGGAAUCAUGGUUAUCCUGGUCAGCCUGGUCCAGAUGGUAAGCCUGGUUAUCAAGGAUCAGCAGGAACUCCAGGUAUCCCAGGAACUCCAGGGGUUCAAGGACCACGUGGCUUACCAGGUAUCAAGGGAGAACCAGGAAAGGAUGGAACAAAGGGUGACCGUGGACUGCCUGGUUUUCCUGGAUUACAUGGGAUGCCAGCACCAAAGGGAGAAAGGGGCCCUAAAGGAGACCAAGGAGUGCCAGGGAUAUAUGGAAAAAAGGGAUCAAAGGGAGAAAAAGGUGAUACAGGGUUUCCAGGAAUGCCUGGGCGAUCCGGAGACCCUGGCAGAAGUGGAAAAGAUGGAUUGCCAGGAAGUCCUGGUUUCAAGGGAGAAGUUGGACAGCCUGGAUCUCCAGGACUAGAGGGACAUCGUGGAGAGCCUGGAAUUCCUGGAAUACCUGGAAAUCAAGGAGCAAAAGGACAAAAGGGUGAAAUUGGACCACCAGGUCUACCAGGAGCAAAAGGGUCACCGGGGGAAACUGGUUUGAUGGGACCAGAAGGCUCAUUUGGACUACCUGGAGCUCCUGGGCCUAAGGGUGAUAAAGGUGAACCUGGUCUACAGGGGAAACCAGGAUCAUCAGGAGCCAAGGGAGAACCAGGAGGACCGGGUGCCCCAGGUGAACCAGGCUAUCCAGGCAUUCCUGGUACCCAAGGUAUAAAGGGGGACAAAGGAAGCCAGGGUGAAAGUGGUAUCCAGGGACGAAAAGGAGAAAAAGGAAGACAAGGAAAUCCGGGCUUACAGGGAACAGAAGGAUUGAGGGGAGAACAAGGAGAGAAAGGUGAGAAGGGAGACCCAGGCAUUCGAGGCAUCAAUGGACAGAAGGGAGAAUCCGGUAUCCAGGGUCUGGUUGGACCUCCUGGUGUCAGAGGUCAGCCUGGAGACAGAGGGCCCCCAGGACCACCUGGAUCAGAUGGAAAACCUGCACGAGAAUUUUCAGAAGAAUUUAUUCGACAGGUGUGUUCAGAUGUACUGAGAACCCAGUUACCUGUGAUCCUUCAGAGUGGAAGGCUACAAAACUGCAACCACUGUCAGUCCCAGAGUGCUUCCCCAGGACUUCCAGGACCACCAGGUCCAAGAGGCCCUGAAGGUCCAAGAGGGUUUCCUGGUUUGCCAGGGAAUGACGGUGUUCCAGGUCUGACUGGCAUCCCGGGUCGCCCUGGGGCUCGUGGGACAAGAGGAUUGCCUGGGAAAAAUGGUGCAAAAGGCAAUCAAGGAAUUGGGGCUCCUGGGAUCCAAGGCCCACCAGGACCGCCAGGUCCUGAAGGUCCCCCGGGUAUGAGUAAGGAAGGACGCCCUGGAGAGCGUGGGCAGCCUGGUAAAGAUGGAGAUCGUGGCAGUCCCGGAAUGCCAGGACCAGUCGGACCCCCUGGAAUCUGUGACCCAUCACUGUGUUUCAGUGUCAUUGUUGGAAGAGAUCCAUUUAGAAAGGGACCAAAUUAUUAAUUUGUGAUAUAAUGCUCUAGGGGAAUAGAUAUGGUGCUUGUCUUUAAUGGUCUUUCAAGUCUCAGGAAGGUGACCAGCAAUAAUUCCAUAAACAAGAACAGAAGUACCUCUGACAUUAUUAACAUUAUAAAUAAGGUUCCCAAAUGUUAUGCUGUCCUUUAAAAAAUAGGAAUGAAUAAAUGAAAAAAUAAAUGUCCUUUAAAAAAGGAAAUCCAAUAUUUUUUUUAAUAACUUGCAUCAAUUGAAGUGUUUUUUAAAGAAAUCAUCAAUUCUAAUAGAAAUAAAUAUAACUAUAAUAUUUGACAUUUAGUAUUUAAGUGUCCUGUCAUACUCCUGCUACCACUGAAGUCCUUUGCAAAAGUGCUGAGGACUCCACUGGCAGCAGGAUUGGCCUGAAAUGGUAUAGGUCAGGUGUAAACUACUGUGAAAUUUUUCACAUGCAGCUGACAUAUACAGUAUUUGAUUUUGAAAGAAUGUGUCUGGCUUUGACUUCAUAUGUGUGUUAAUCUCAAUGGCUUGUGUACAUUUCAUAGCUCCAAGUGUUCUAUGAGCAAAAACUUAUAUUGGAUUUUUACAAAUUAAGGGAAAUAUCUCUACUUGUUAUAGAAGUAGUAUCACCUAUUUUGCCACGCAGUUCCCUAUUUAAAGCCAAGGUGAAAUGCAAGGUUAGACCUCCUACUGAUUCAAGAAGAGCCAUGGUUUUAUUUAAGGCGGUACUUUUGGCUACGAACAGUCAAAAAGGUUUUCUGCAGGUGAUUCAGCUUAUAUAAAAAUAUUUGGAAAAAAAAAAAAGAAUGGAAUGUUGGUAAUGUUGGCUUGUAGCUAUAACUUGACAAAAAAUAAUUAAUAAAAAAGUUUACACAAGCCCAUUGUAACAGUUCUGCAUAAGUAUGGAUUAAGUUAUGCCAUCACUGUUUCUGCCUAAGAACUGCAGUUACCAAAUUGAAGAAGUAGGUUUACAAAGAGAAAGGUCUAACUGCUGGCUAACUAACUGCAAUGUUUGUUGUGCUGUUUCCUUUUUCAUUUUAAGCAAGGUUUGUGUAAUUUCCUUUGUAUGCUUUGCUGAUGAGGUGUAUUGCUUGCUUUCACAUAAACAGCAAAUGCACAGUUCCGUGAGAAUUUUAAAUCCUUUUCUUAAAUUAAGGCGGAGUCUUGUACUGAGCUUACCCAGUGCUUUAUAAGUGGCUUUUUCUAAUGUGUUGUUUUUCUGUUGUCCCACUAUGAGAUUGGUAAUAUGCUUGACAUUCAAGGGAAAAUAAAAUUUUGUAUAGAA
Molecule: messenger RNA, 21785 nt
Organism: Gallus gallus (chicken)
Lineage: Eukaryota; Metazoa; Chordata; Aves; Galliformes; Phasianidae
Gene: COL21A1
Product: collagen type XXI alpha 1 chain
Exons: 33
Coding region: 17639-20512 (957 amino acids)
Source: RefSeq, a predicted model, not a curated record